AAUGUCAUUUUCGUUCUACUAUGGCUUCAUCUAGCACAUGCAGCAUCCAUCAUCUCACGAUCCAAUUCCUAUCCACUCAACUCUCGUUCAAACACGGUAGGCCCCAAGACCAACCUUAUAAUUUCCAAUGAAAUCAUAUCCCCAGACGGGUUUACGCGCUCUGCAACACUCGCCGGAGGAACUUUUCCAGGUCCAAUCAUCGCAGCCAGAAAGGGAGAACACUUUGCGAUAAAUGUCGUGAACAGACUCACUGACGAUGAAAUGUUCAAGAGCACCAGCGUGCACUGGCACGGCAUCAAUCAGAAUGGGACUAACUAUGCCGAUGGAGUCUCAUUCGUCACUCAAUGUCCCAUUGCGCAAAAUCACUCCUUUCUGCACUCCUUCGAGGCACGGAAUCAGGCUGGAACCUAUUGGUAUCAUAGCCACUACGCGACGCAACAGUGUGAUGGACUCCGUGGGGCUUUGAUUAUCUACGACCCCGAAGACCCUCUGUCAUAUUUAUACGACGUUGACGACGAGAGCACCGUCAUCACCCUUGCUGACUGGUACCAUGUGGUGGCGCCUGUUUUGGCUCAUAUCAUUGGUACCAAUGGCAACUCUACACUCAUUAACGGUCUCGGCCGAUAUCAAGGGGGACCCGCGAGUGAGCUUGCGGUAGUCAAUCUCGAGUACGGGAAACGAUAUCGCCUACGCCUUAUAGCAAUGUCUUGCGAUCCCAACUUUGCAUUUUCCAUCGACAACCAUAACUUGACGGUAAUCGAAGCAGACGGUGAACUGACGGAGCCCCUGCUCGUGGACUCGAUUACGAUACUUGCUGGACAGCGAUACUCUGCUGUGCUCACCAUGAAUCAGCCAGUCGGCAAUUACUGGAUACGAGCACUCCCAAAUACUCCAGGCGCGAACUUCAACGGCGGCCAGAGCCUUGCUAUCUUGCGAUACAAGGGUGCACCCGUUGCAGAUCCUACCACGAACCAGACCAAGAGUACUAUGCCGCUCCUCGAGACCAACUUGCAUGCAUUCAUCAAUCCUGGUGCACCUGGGGUUCCAGGGUACGGAAAUGCAGACAUCAACUUGAAGAUGGUAGUCAACAACUCGGUUGGGGUAUAUUCGAUCAAUGGCGCAACAUACAAGCCUCCCACAGUGCCCGUACUGCUCCAGAUUCUCAGCGGUGCACGACUUGCAACCGAUCUCCUUCCACUUGGAAGUGUUUAUGUUUUAGGGGCUAACAAGGUCGUCGAAUUGACGAUGAUAACUAGCAACGUUGGUGGUCCCCAUCCCAUUCAUAUUCACGGCCAUAGCUUUGAUGUCGUGCAGAGCGCAGGAAAUAGUUCAUUUAACUACGUCAAUCCCGUGCGCAGGGACGUAGUAUCCGGCGGGCUCCAAAACCAGCAGAUGGUGAUUAGGUGGGUCACAGACAACUCCGGUCCAUGGUUCCUGCACUGUCACAUCGACUGGCAUCUCGACGCUGGUUUCGCUGUAGUUAUGGCUGAAAGCCCCUCAGACACUCAGGCGCAUCUGGGCCCCAUACCCCCUGCAUGGGACGAGCUUUGCCCAAUAUAUGACUCGUUAACCCCAGCCCAGAUUGGAGCGGAAAAUUCGUAUCAAGAAGCACAGAAUAUGUCCACGCUGCUAUUUCCACCAAGAUAGUGUUCACUGUCGUAGAGUUUGAAGGAACGGCAAUACCGGGACUCUCAUAAUAGAUGUUAUACAGUAGUACCAUUAAUAAUACCAUCUCAUGGAAAUGCUCUGUAAUUUAUUCGAGCUGUUCACAGACUACGCCCAAUAAGUUGUGAUGAGAAGCCACACACGAACCCAUACGGAAUGUAUGUUUGUGUCCACCCUCUAGCCGCAAGUCUACAGGAAAUGUGGCGUAUGUCAGGUUGAUGGCUGACUUAGGUCGCCGAUACUGAAUCUAAGCAAACAGAUGAGAAUAACUGCAUUAGGGAUAAGCUAGGAGGAAGCAGUGCGUGCCGGGUGGUGAAUCGUGUCGUGGGUGCUAUAGUGCUGGGCC
Molecule: messenger RNA, 2011 nt
Organism: Suillus clintonianus
Lineage: Eukaryota; Fungi; Basidiomycota; Agaricomycetes; Boletales; Suillaceae
Product: laccase
Exons: 12
Molecular function (GO): copper ion binding; oxidoreductase activity
Source: RefSeq, a predicted model, not a curated record